AUGUCGCUCGAAUCUCCUGGUGUAUUGAGCCACUUAACAUCGUGGCUCACUAGCUUUGAGCUACAGUCGAUGCGUGCUCUGAGUCGCAAUUUAUACGCUGCAGUUCCACGACACACAUGGGAGCUCACUGUGCGCAAUAUCAGUAGUUCCGAGUCAAUGAGUCACUUGUCCACGGUUUUCCCGAACGUGUGGUGUCUGCGAGUCCAAGAUGCACUUCUGGACGAGAUGCCGACAAUAAAGUCGCUUGUACCAUGGCUGAACAAAUGCUGGAAGUUAAGAAAAUUGAUGCUAACCAGAGUGACCUACAUAAGCGUAUUCAAUCUGCAUCUUCUGGCCGAGGAGCUCACAAUGGUCGCUAUUCGUGAAUGCUAUCAGGUACAAGAACCAGCUAUUGUUGCACCAAAUCUCAAGACAUUAGUCAUCAAGCAUUGCCCUAUGACACAGUUUCACUCUGAUACGAGCUUGCCACAGCUCAAGACUUUGUCAUUAUCCUCGCGAAAGUUUACAGCGCUGCAGGCGCAACACUUGAUCAAGGUGACGCUCCUUGGAUCUCCUGCAUUAGAAAGUCUGAUCCUUGCUGGCUGCUCACAGCUUGAACAGAUGCUGGUGGACUCAACCGACCUCCCAUCUCUACACCAACUCGACCUCAGUAGCUGUGCGCAGCUCGUGCGAGUGCACGUGACAUCUAAGAUGCUCGAGCACCUCGAUCUCUCGUGCAAUGACAACUUGCAGUACUUGGUGGCAGAUCUCGAGCAUGUGGUGGACCUCGAUCUAUCGUUCCUCAAGAGUCUCACAUACUUGCGUAUCCGAUCAUCUUCAUUACGACGAUUGAAUCUUCGAGGCUGCAAUCAUCUGAUGCCAAACACCAUGAACAUCCAUUGCCCCAAUUUACAGUUUGUAGUUGUGCAGGGCACUUCGAUAGUCGUCGAGGACUUGAACAAGACGGAAUGCAGUGACAAGAUGUUUCUCUUACCAGAUACGGCAUAG
Messenger RNA from Peronospora farinosa, 987 nucleotides. Lineage: Eukaryota; Oomycota; Peronosporomycetes; Peronosporales; Peronosporaceae. The record is from the annotation of a GenBank genome assembly.